AUGCCGAACGUAGAGAAGGAGGAAGAGGAGGAUGAUAACUUUCUAGAUGAAGAUUCUGACCCGCUCGCUGAACGCUUCGCGUGUGCGACCAAGUUUCUCGAGCGGAACACCAACACGUUCCAGCAGGUGCAUUUGUUGCAGUUCUACGGGCUUUACAAGCAGGCGACGGUGGGCCCGUGCAAUACCACUAAACCCGGCAUUUUUAACAUGCAGGCGCGAGCCAAAUGGUUUGCCUGGCACGAGCUAGGCCAGCUCGAUGCGAAGGCAGCGAUGGUCCGGUACGAGCAACUGCUGAACGAGCUGCAUCCGAGCUGGCGACCGAACGAAGGUGAACGCUCCAACGCUCACGCCGGCGUUCAGCCGGCAACGAGUAACGGUUGGGUAUCGGUGUCGGUGCCGAAGCGCAAUGAUGAUGAUGAUGAUGCUGAUGCAGGCCCAUCCGACGAUCGGUUGCUCGCCUGCAUCAAGGCGGGCAAUGCUGAUGGAGUGCGAGAGGCGCUGGCCGAGCUCGAUGGCGCACUGAACCGACUGAAUCAACUCGACGACAGCGGCCUUGCUAUCAUCCACUGGGCGGCCGAUCGUGGUAAUGUACCCAUUCUGCAGUCGGUGCUCGAUGCCCCUGGUAUCGACGUAAAUCUGCGUGAUUCUGAGGGUCAAACGGCCCUGCAUUACGCAUCUAGCUGUGGAUACGUUGACUGCAUAGAGCUACUACUCGCACAUAAUGCUGACCGGGCUGUGGUGGACGGAAACGGAGAAACUUGCGCGGACGUUGCGUUCAAUGAAACGGUAAAGAGUCUUUUGGCUUAAGCUAUGCAUAAUUUAUGCAUUUACGCAGAACAAAAUAGUAGUGGAAUAUUCAUUUAGAGGGUGGUUUCUGUAAGGUGUUCCCCUUAAGACAUCCGUUACUUCAUGCUUUUCAAUAAACUCCAAUUGCAAAAGUUUACAACAUAAAUGCCAUCAAACAUAAAUUUUCUCAUGAAUUA
Molecule: messenger RNA, 983 nt
Organism: Anopheles darlingi
Lineage: Eukaryota; Metazoa; Arthropoda; Insecta; Diptera; Culicidae
Product: acyl-CoA-binding domain-containing protein 6-like
Exons: 1
Coding region: 1-807 (268 amino acids)
Molecular function (GO): protein binding; fatty-acyl-CoA binding
Source: RefSeq, a predicted model, not a curated record